AUGCUACCGCCGCCUACUCUAAGCUUUACAAUUCCCUCUAUACACGACGGUUCGAGUCUUGAAUGUCGCAUCUACCAUCCAACAUGCCUGGCGCCUACUUCUAUCUCGCAGGUCUUACCGUGGAGAAAGAAGGCUGCUAUUGUUGCCCACCCGUAUGCGCCUUUGGGAGGGAGCUACGAUGAUGCUGUGGUUGAUUUAAUUGCUUCCAGUAUCUUGAAGGAGGGGUUUGUUGUAGGGACCUUCAAUUUUCGUGGUGCGGGCUCUUCCAAAGGACAUACUUCAUGGUCUUCCCUACCCGAACAAAAGGAUUAUAUAUCAUUUAUCGGAUUCAUCGUAACUUAUCUGCAUCACCUUAACGUGCAGUAUUCAUCCAGGCCACCGAAAUUUACACAAUCCGAGUCCCAACUCCAAAAUCUCACUCCUGUCCCAUCACAACGCUUAUUCAAGCCUUCAAAUGAUAGCUUGUCUAGUAGACCUACGUCUGCGGGGUCAGAUAUUGAGACCUUCGAUGCGCAGCCUCUCUUACUGCUUGCAGGCUACUCAUAUGGAUCUCUUAUUACAAUAAAUCUUGAACCGAGCCUUUUCAGCAUCCUCGCUCCAUUUCAGCAACCAGCCUCUGGGAGUGCUCACGCAGACAUAAGAUCUCGAGCACGAUUCUUAGCUACCCAACAGAACGAAGCAAUCGAAACUAAAUAUGCGUUACUUCGAGCAGGAAGUCGUUGGAGAGGUCGUAGUCUACACCUGGGGGAACAGACAACAAAUCAUAGCACUCGAAUUUCUAGCUCGGGUAUUCGAAUGGGUGGUGAUGAAGAUAUAAGAAGGACUAGUCAUGAUAUGUAUGGUUCCGGAGUGAGACGAUCAUACUCGGUAGAAAAGCCGAUGAAAAUUAGGAAGAGUUUGGAUAGAAUCAAAUCUGUCAUUAAUCAUGGAUCGCCACGGAGAGGUUCAAGCUAUAAUUCGACGGCUAAUCGAAGUCAGGAUAGUGACGCGAAUGUGGAAAAUUCGGAGAAGCAUACUCAAGAUAAAAAAGGCGAUACUACGGAUAUCCUUGGGGAUAAUAUCAAACUGGCCUACCUACUCGUUUCACCUUUACCUCCUGAUGGCAUGAUCAAUAACUUGGCCAGUAUUGGAAGUUUUAGGCCGGCAUUCCUUUUCGGAAAGCAAAACAACAAAACGGAAAACGAUGUUAAGUUCACAAUCGAUCCUACUUUGGUUAUCUAUGGGACCGGUGACUUUUUCGUUCAUGUCAAGACUUUUGAACGCUGGACCGAAAAACUGUCAAGUAUAUGCAAAAGUAGAGGCCUCGGAAGUGAAACCACUUUCAGACAUGAAGAGAUAGCUGAUGGAGAUCAUUUUUGGAGAAACUAUAGAGCGACCAGUGAGCUGAGGGAGACGAUUAGGGAAUUUAUGUUAGAGAUUCUUGGGUGA
This is a messenger RNA of Sclerotinia borealis F-4128, 1428 nucleotides long. NCBI's taxonomy places the organism in Eukaryota, Fungi, Ascomycota, Leotiomycetes, Helotiales, Sclerotiniaceae. The record is from the annotation of a GenBank genome assembly.